AUGUUGUGUUAUAUUUUUUUUAAUAAUACAUCAGUACCAACAAUUUACAGCAAAACAAAAAUCACUGAUGCUUUUCCUGAAGGCUUACCUUACAUUAAACCAAAGUCUUUAGUCACCUCUUCUGGUUUGAAAUGGCAAUAUCAACUAGAUCCACAUUUGAAAGACACCUUACAAGAAGAAACUGAAAAGCAUCACUUCCAUUUCUGUAAUGGUGAGAAUGACAAAAUAAAUAGGCCGAUUUAUCUUUUUUUCUCUGGUGCUGGCACUGGAAAAUCCAGGAAUGCAUCUGAAUUUCAUAAUACAUUAAUCAAAUGUUUGAAUUGUUCAAAGGAUUUGAAACUAAAGGAAAAAAUUCAAGAUGCUUGGGUAUUUAAUGUUAGCUUAGAAAAUGGCAUCAGCUUCUCUAGGAGUGUUGAGUCAAUUGGUAUUUUAGCUGUUGGAAUUCGAAUGUUUUGGCAACUUUUUCCUGAUUUUGAGGAUUUUAUACAUUUUAUUUAUACUUAUGAGGCUCCAACCCCAUGGGAGAAUGACAUUGUUGUACCAGUUUUUCAACAGGACAAUCACAUCAUUAAAUUGCUUGUGGAUGAUUGUGGAGGACAUGAAGUGCUUGCAGAAACAUUGAGAGAUACAAAUAUCAAUGAUUGCAACAUUGAUAAUUUGAUGCAUUGUUUAUGUUCUAAUAUUAUUCAUCAUUAUGAAGAUGCUUUCAAUAUAACUGCUUUAGAAACACAGACUAUUUAUUGCAUGGUUAAUAUUGACCAGAAAGCAAUAGGAAAUAGUGUUGAGGGAUAUUUUGAAGCAACAUACAUUUGGGUCUGGAUAAUGGCACAGCAAGCUGCAAAAAAUGGAGAUCCAUUACUUAAAGACUGGCAAUUCUGUGAUUACAGAGAGCACAGCUCAGUAUCUGAUUGGAGGUUGCCAGUGGGAUCUCAGUUUUGGAAUCAUUUUGAACAUUUCAUUGCAAAUUUUCAUUCAUUAAAAUCUAAGGUACUAUGUGAAAAUGAGUUAACAACAGUUUCAGAAAUUCAUGCUGGAGCACGUCUACAUUUGAAUGAUGAUUUCAAAUUCAAGAACCAUCAUCUAAAAUUGGAAUGUGCUAUUCAUCAUGUGAAUACAAAUUUUGCUACUUAUGAUAAAAGAAUGGAUAUUGAAUGUGAAGGUACAUGUGUCAAUGUUUGGGAAGGUAAACACUGUAUCAUAAAUGCACAAUCUGCACCAUAUGGUGAUUCUUUUCUUGCAUUAGACCAAUCAAAAUAUAAUAAUCCAAAUGAAGUUCAUCAAGCUAAAAGAGCACAUGUUUAUGCUAUUGUAGGUCCAUUGAAUAUAAAUACUGCAACUUAUACAGAGCUCAUGACAAUUGAUGGCAUUGGUGUAAGUCAAGUGGGCACAAUUCUCAAAAAGCGACCAUUUAAAACCCUUGAAGAUGCAAAAAGGGAAACAGGUAUACCAGAAAAGGCAUUGAAAAGAUUAAAAUUUCCAGAGGAAGAUUAA
Molecule: messenger RNA, 1491 nt
Organism: Entrophospora sp. SA101
Lineage: Eukaryota; Fungi; Glomeromycota; Glomeromycetes; Entrophosporales; Entrophosporaceae
Source: the annotation of a GenBank genome assembly